Molecule: messenger RNA, 2318 nt
Organism: Prosopis cineraria
Lineage: Eukaryota; Viridiplantae; Streptophyta; Magnoliopsida; Fabales; Fabaceae
Product: probable inactive purple acid phosphatase 2
Exons: 2
Coding region: 169-2091 (640 amino acids)
Molecular function (GO): acid phosphatase activity; metal ion binding
Source: RefSeq, a predicted model, not a curated record
UAUCUUAUAAUCUAUUAUCUCUAUUUGCAAAACCCACGGUUUCAUUCCCAAAUAAAUACAUAUCCAUGUCUUCUCUUCUCAGCUCUGUAUAAUCGCGACCAGGUCAUAUAGUAUCUGUUCUCUUCCUUCCCUUCAAUUAAUGUGAUCACUUAGCAAUACUGUGAAAGCAUGGUGCCUCUCAUACUACUUGUGUUCUUCACCUUCUUGGACCCUUCUUUGCAAUCCCAGGUCUCUAUCUCUCUCAACUCUACCACCCUUUUCAAAUCCGGCGACUCCGUCCUUAUCAAAUGGUCCGGCGUCGACUCUCCCUCCGAUAUUGACUGGCUUGGCAUAUACUCGCCUCCUGACUCUCCCAACGAUCAAUUCAUCGGCUACAUCUUCCUCUCUAAAUCACCCACAUGGAAAUCCGGGUCGGGUUCCAUUUCCCUCCCUCUCGUCAACCUCCGAUCCAGCUACUCCUUCCGGAUCUUCCGUUGGACCCGCUCUGAGGUCGACCCGUCUCGCCUUGAUGAAGACCACAACCCCUUGCCCGGCACGGCGCACCUCCUGGCCUCCUCCGAGGUGGUCAAGUUCCUCUCGGGUCGUGGGCCAGUGCAGAUUCAUUUGGCCUUCACGGACAAUGACGACGAGAUGCGGGUCGUGUACAUCACGGAGGAUGCGAGGGAGACGUAUGUGAGGUACGGGGAGAGAGAGAGGAAGUUGGAUAGUGUAGCGCUGGCGCGUGUGAGGAGAUAUGAGAGGGAGCACAUGUGCGACGCGCCGGCGAACGGAAGCAUUGGUUGGCGUGAUCCAGGGUACAUUCAUGACGGAGUUAUGACGAAUUUGAAGAAAGGGGUGAGAUAUUAUUACAAGGUUGGAAAUGAUUAUGGAGGUUGGAGUGAAACACACAGCUUUGUGUCAAGGAAUGGUGAUUCAGAUGAAACAAUAGCUUUUCUCUUUGGUGACAUGGGAACUGCCACUCCUUACAAUACAUUUCUGCGAACACAAGAGGAAAGCAUAUUGACAAUGAAAUGGAUCCUCCGUGAUAUUGAAGCUCUUGGUGACAAGCCAGCAUUCAUCUCCCACAUUGGAGACAUCAGCUAUGCCAGAGGAUACUCGUGGUUGUGGGACCAUUUUUUCACUCAAAUUGAAGCUGUUGCAGCCAAAGUCGCAUACCAUGUUUGCAUUGGUAAUCAUGAAUAUAACUGGCCCUUACAGCCAUGGAAACCUGAUUGGGCUAGUUAUGGAAGAGAUGGGGGUGGUGAGUGUGGUGUACCCUACAGUUUAAGGUUCAAUAUGCCUGGAAACUCUGAGGAACUCACUGGAACUGAAGCCCCAGCAACUCGGAACCUUUAUUACUCAUUUGAUGUGGGAGCAGUACAUUUUGUGUACUUCUCAACCGAGACCAAUUUCCUUCCUGGAAGCAGUCAGUAUAACUUUUUGAAGCAUGAUUUGGAAUCAGUUGAUAGGGAUAAGACUCCUUUUGUGAUAGUCCAAGGGCACCGACCCAUGUACACAACAAGUAACGAAUUAAGAGAUGCUGGAUUGAGAGCAAGGAUGCUGGAGCACUUGGAACCUUUGUUGGUGAAAAACAACGUGACCCUAGCCUUAUGGGGUCAUGUUCACAGAUAUGAGAGAUUUUGUCCUCUAAACAACUUCACUUGUAGUAACUGUGUGGGUCAAAAAGGGGAGGACUCAGAAGCCUAUACAGUUCAUAUAGUAAUUGGCAUGGCAGGGCAAGAUUGGCAACCCAUUUGGGAACCCAGACCUGACCACCCAAAGGACCCAAUCUAUCCCCAACCAGAACGGUCUUUGUACCGUGGGGGCGAGUUUGGGUACACCAGAUUGGUUGCUACGAAAAAGAAGCUUGUGCUUUCUUAUGUUGGGAAUCAUGAUGGUGAGGUGCAUGAUAUGGUGGAAAUUCUAGCAUCUGGUGAAGUUGUCAGUGGUGAUGCCAAAGAUAGAGCUGGGUGGACAUUUUCAUGGUAUGUUAAGGGAGGAAGUGUAUUGAUACUUGGUACCCUUAUAGGCUACUUUCUUGGUCGCAUGUCACAUGGCAGGAAGAAAUCUGAGGGUAGAGAAUGGGCUCUUGUGAAGACUGAGGAACCAUAAAACCAUAUAAUGUUACAUUCUGAUGAAAUGAGAAAUUCUAAAGUAGACCCACCCUACAAAAAUUAAUGGGGCAUAUAAGUUGGUUUGGUGUUGUAAGAUGGUGCUCUCAUGGUGCUUGUUUAAGGGAAAAAUUCCUCUGUAUAUUAAGCAAAUUUUCUGACAGAACAUAAGCCAUUUGUGGCAUUCCUUUGAGGGAUUUAUUUAUAUUGCUCCCUUUGUAACUUGCA